Messenger RNA from Alternaria burnsii, 1533 nucleotides. RefSeq lists its product as uncharacterized. The coding region runs from base 1 to 1533 and encodes 510 amino acids. The record is from RefSeq and is a predicted model, not a curated record. Lineage: Eukaryota; Fungi; Ascomycota; Dothideomycetes; Pleosporales; Pleosporaceae. The transcript has 2 exons.
AUGUUUGUUAUUCUCCCAUCCAUAUGCUUUGCGCAGGAUGAUUUCGAUCUCAACAGUAGUAGCCCUACUGCAUCGUCGACCCCAGCAAAUAUUUCAAGCUCGACAAGCUCUGCAGCUGUACAGACACACACCAUUUCAGUCGGCCUAGCAGACCACAAAUUCAAACCUGAAUCAACAAACGCUAACAUUGGCGAUACGAUAGAGUUUGCCUUUUAUCCUUUGAACCAUAGCGUCGUGCGCGCGGAAUACGGCUUCCCAUGUAUCCCCUAUGAAAUGAUUGGGCAAGGCAAAACUGGUUUCUUCAGCGGGUUUAAGCCCGUCGACUCUGUCCUUACCUCCCCACCAACCUACAGCAUCGAGAUCGAAAACACCGACCCCAUAUUCUUCUACUGUUCGGCUGUAGGUUCUUGUAUAAAUUACGGCAUGGUCGGGGUUAUCAAUCCGAACACAACGACCAGUGUCGCUCGGCAACAUCAACUAGCGCUUGAUAGCAGCUACAUGCUCAACCCUGGCGAACCAUUUCCACCGGAGAGUCCAGAGUCGAGUAAUACACCCAUUGGUUCAGGGACAGCAGGACUCAGUGAUAGUACUAGCAGCGAGAAGGAUGGCCUUUCGACUGGUGCCAUUGCAGGAGUUGCCAUAGCAUGCUCUUCCGUUGUCAUCAUUGCAGCCUUGCUUUUCUUCUUCUGGGGCCGCACAAAGGGCCUAAGAGUCAAAGUCGAUCAAAACACAGGAGAGGUACGCCAAGGCCCAAACAACAGGAGUCUGCCAGCGAUCUCGGAAACCGGUCACACUCAUCCUGCCAUCCUCCGUGGGAACGAAGUAGGGGGUAUCUAUCACCAAUACCAACGAACGCCUCUUUUGUCGCCACCCAUUGUAGAUUCUGCAUACCAGCAAUACAGCUACAAUCAGUACAAUAAUGUACCAAGUUAUAGUACGCCAGUACCAUCGUACUUUCAUCCGCCUCCGCCUUCUACUCAUGCACCUUCUCUUCUACCUCAUGCGCCGCCGCCAUCAUCUUCGCAACAGGAUCUACAGCAACAGCAGAGUGCGUAUAAAUACGAUAUCAACAACCCUACCGGUCAUCCCGGUCAUACAAUUCCUCCUAUACGACGACAACCCCCACCUAGCUUCCACCACGCAUCCUCCCAACGCUCCCUAGGUGGUGCAUUUGAACUCUCACCUACAGGAGAUUGUCCAGCAACUCUUCAAAACGAUCACGUCAAUCCCUCUCACAUUGGCAACAACGCCAACGCCGACAGCCCUGACAUCAUAUCUCCAUCUCCUUCCCAUGCGCACGGUAUAGCAUCAACACCACACGUUCUUGCUGCCGCUGCCACUGCUGCUACCAACGAGGUAGAAGAAGCGAUACCAAACUACUAUGAGAUCGUAUACAGACAUAGUCCCAAACAUAUCAACGGGGGACGGAUUGGGCCUACAGAAAUAGACGGGAGGGCUGUCACAGGGGAGAUUGCACCUGCGAGAAUGAUAGAGGCAAAGUGGGAGGAAGUUGGCGAAAAGACAGUAGGCUGA